Trichoderma citrinoviride is the source of this 186-nucleotide messenger RNA. RefSeq lists its product as hypothetical. Bases 1 to 186 code for a protein of 61 amino acids. The record is from RefSeq and is a predicted model, not a curated record. The transcript has 2 exons. NCBI's taxonomy places the organism in Eukaryota, Fungi, Ascomycota, Sordariomycetes, Hypocreales, Hypocreaceae.
AUGACCGUUCUCGCCCUGGCUGCUGCUGCCAUCGCCAUGCCCACCGCCAACGUGAAGCAAAACACAAUUGCCAAGCGCCAGAUCGUCAGCGACGCCAUCCCCGCCAACGCCGCGGCCAUGACAGACGCCAGCGGCAACGUGAAGCCCUUCGUCUCCAAGGACGUCUACGUCCACCCUGCCAACUAA